This is a messenger RNA of Mercenaria mercenaria, 546 nucleotides long. RefSeq lists its product as uncharacterized. Lineage: Eukaryota; Metazoa; Mollusca; Bivalvia; Venerida; Veneridae. Bases 1 to 546 code for a protein of 181 amino acids. The transcript has a single exon. The record is from RefSeq and is a predicted model, not a curated record.
AUGAAUCUUCAGAAACUAAUUUCAACACGAGAAGGUCAGCGCAGAGUUGUACAGAGGAAAUUAGACAGUAUAACUGAUGAUAUGUCGCCACUUGAAUUUAUGUCGCUGAUGGACUAUUUGACAGAGAAAGCUGAGAUAAUCAAAGGACUGAAUGAGAAGAUAGUAAACCAGUGUGAUGUCGCAGAAAUUGAAACUGAAAUUGUAGAAAGUGAAGAGUAUUCAUACAACUUAGAUCUCAGAAUUCAGAAAUUACGUGACACUUCUCGCAAGCAUAGUCAAGAUUUUACAAACAAUAGUUCUGUGGAUAAUGAAGAAAACCCAGCGUUACCACGUCAUUCAGGUUCGAGUACUUUUUUUCAACACAAGCUUCCGAAACUGACUUUACCUACCUUUGAUGGAGAUCUAACAACCUGGCAAACUUUCUGGGACUCUUUCGAGUCAUCGGUUCAUCUAAAUGCUUCGUUAUCGGACGUUCAGAAGUUCAACUAUCUGAAAUCUUUGCUUCAAGGUACAGCUUCAUGGUGUAUUUCCUUUGACGAAUUCUAA